Panicum virgatum (switchgrass) is the source of this 1329-nucleotide messenger RNA. Its product is annotated as serine/arginine-rich splicing factor SR45a-like. Gene Ontology annotation, biological process: positive regulation of mRNA splicing, via spliceosome. NCBI's taxonomy places the organism in Eukaryota, Viridiplantae, Streptophyta, Magnoliopsida, Poales, Poaceae. Gene Ontology annotation, cellular component: spliceosomal complex. Bases 230 to 1057 code for a protein of 275 amino acids. The transcript has 8 exons. The record is from RefSeq and is a predicted model, not a curated record. Gene Ontology annotation, molecular function: RNA binding.
CGCAAACAAGCGGCGGCCUUGCCCAGGCGAUUUUCUUGUUCCGACGGGCGACUCGUCCAUCUCCCGUGCGCCUCCUCCUCGGCCUCGCAGACGGCGACAGCGCCCGCGCCGCCUCCCUCUCGCCAGCAGCGGCGACGGCGGCUGCCUCUCCAAGCCCCCAGGCAGACCACUGUCUUUUGGUUCCUCCAUUCUUCACCCGGCACUUCGGCUCGUAGUUUCAGUAGUCAAGAUGUCACAAACGAAGGAAGUGAGAUACACUGCACGGUCUAUUACACCUCCUGCAGAUAGAAAUGGAACUUCAAGCUCACCUCCUCCAAAGAGACGCAGCCCUUCAAGGUCGCCUCCUCCAAAGAGUACCUCAAGAUCUCCACGUCCAAGAAGUCCUAAGCGGCGGAGCACCUCAAGGUCACCUCCUCCUAGGAGACGUGGUAGAUCGAGGUCAAGGUCAAGGGAUAGGAGUCGAUCCAGGAGCGAAGAUGAUAGAAAUCCAGGAAAUAACCUUUAUGUGACUGGAUUGUCUACUCGUGUAACUGAAGAUGAGCUUGAGAAGUUUUUUAGUAAAGAAGGAAAGGUUAAAAACUGUCAUGUUGUUCUUGAUCCUCGUACAAAAGAAUCCCGUGGCUUUGCCUUUGUGACUAUGGAUACUGUUGAAGAUGCAAGACGCUGCAUCAAGUACCUGCACCGCACUGUACUUGAAGGUCGUCUGGUCACUGUAGAGAAGGCGAAAAGGACUCGAGAAAGGACCCCUACUCCUGGAAAAUACUGUGGUCGAAGAGGAGGAUCUCAAAGGCGCUCUAGGAGCCCAUCGCCAUACCCUUCUCGCAGAAGGGAGCGAUCCCGUUCAAGGGAUCGGAAAAGGGAGCGGUCUCGCUCAAGGGAUCGGAGGGAACGAUCUCGCUCAAGGGACCGCCGGAGGGAAAGGUCUCGCUCAAGGGACAGAAGGGAACCUUCUCGCUCAAGGGACCGCAGGAGGGAGCGCUCGCGCUCAAGGGACCGCAGGAGGCGCGGAGAUCGGUCCAGGUCACUAGCAGGCAAUGGGAACCAUAAGACGGACUAGAAAGCACUUACCUUGUGAUGAACCAUUUGUCUUCGGGCUCAUCGUGACUGCGUGAGCAAUUGAACCCGUGAUGCUACCUUUAAGGUUGUCAGUGUGUCAGACUGUGAGACGUUAGCAUGGAGUUGUAGCUGCGUUUCUGUGUUGUUUGUUUGUUUUCCCUGUUCCCAUGGUAUCUUUUGGAUCAGAUAAUACUGUUGUAUGGUUAGGGCAUUGUUCUGGAAGCAUUUGCAUACACUCCAUAAUUGCUAAGAUGUACUUAGAAGUUUGCUUAA